AUGGCUCUCGCACUCGCCCGUCUCGCUGCGCGUCGCGGCUUCUCUAGCGCUCACACACAGCGCACUCAGUUCGAGUCGCUCUGUCGGGAGCACGAGGAGCUGCUGCCUGCGUCGACUGUGACGAAGCGCUUGCUCGAUUACCUGCUGGUGGCCCCCCAGGACGUCCAGCAAGUGCUCGCGGCCGACGCGAUCCGUCCGCUGCCAUACAAGACGCUGUAUGCCCCGGCGCAAGUGCACCGACUCACGCCUCUGGUUCAAUGGAGUUUCCAGCAAGUGAUGACCGCUCCGGAGGUAGCCAAUACCGUGUUCACUGCGCUGGAGCCGCACGCCAAUAUGGCCCGACGGGCCAUGUGGCAGCAGUACUAUCGACGCCAGUUCUUCCUGUCCGGAGCUCCCAUGCGGGCGUACUUGCUGGCGUACAAGCACCACAAAGAUCGUGUUGCAGCUACGCAAGGGGGACAAGGUGGGGUGGAAGGAGAGAGUGGAGGGGAGGCUCAAGAGGAGGUAGAGGCGAAAGGAGACGGCGACGUGUCUCUGAACAAGGACCUCGGCAUGGACACCGCUUCGAUCCUGACCGACAACAACGAGUGGGAAUGGGUUCCAUCGCAUGUCGCCUUGAGUGUCGCCAGGGAGUUUUGCUUUCGUGGACGCUUCGAUGAGGCCAUUGAGGCCUACACGUCUUUGCCGUUGAGCAUCCUCGCGCGCCAAAAAGUAGCGGCGAUCUUGCAUGACUAUGAGCAGUACCCGUCUUUGCUUCGUAUCUUCGAGAUCCAUCGUGCAACGGGAGACGCUGCGGUGCCACUAGACGCUGCACUGGAACUGGAUGCGCUCAAAAAGAUCGGUCGUGUCGAUGAGGUGGACAUGCGCUUCCAGGCACUGCCGGCCAAGGACAAAUGCCGCGCGGAUAUCCAGCAACUCAUGGAAACGUGA
Hyaloperonospora brassicae is the source of this 930-nucleotide messenger RNA. Lineage: Eukaryota; Oomycota; Peronosporomycetes; Peronosporales; Peronosporaceae. The record is from the annotation of a GenBank genome assembly.